Molecule: messenger RNA, 1375 nt
Organism: Suillus subalutaceus
Lineage: Eukaryota; Fungi; Basidiomycota; Agaricomycetes; Boletales; Suillaceae
Exons: 1
Coding region: 1-1041 (346 amino acids)
Source: RefSeq, a predicted model, not a curated record
AUGGAACCUACUACUCAACUUUCAUUUCCGUUUGGUGACCUUCCAGUCGAGCUAGCCCUCCUCAUCCUUAAACAUGCAGCACAACCCAGUUUUUCCCAGACUGAACCAUACCGAUCUAAAAACCCAUAUUCAUUCGCCCUCGCUCUCUGUCUUGUCUCUAAAGAGGUCAGGAAAACAGUGCUGCCCGAAAUCCUUCACACCGUGUUGCUCCCGCAAUUCCACAACGUGACAGCGUUCGUGGACGCUCUACGUAUGCAGGAGGCAUACGCUCAGCAAGGCCACCAAUUUAAAUUCGACUACACGAAGUACAUACGCAGGAUGUGGUUGGGACGGUUUAAUGGCUCUCUCCCAGGACCUUCUCUCACAGGACUUUAUCCCAACACAUUUGGAUCAAUGCCGCCUGGACCGGACCUCAGCCUCCUGGCCCCAGUCCUGCUGGCUGUACCUUCCAUCGCAGUGGACUUCGAGAAUGUGGGCCUUCUGUCAGGCUGCCUUUUCUAUGCUUCGAAAUCCCGUGUGGACAACCACGAAGGUUCUCCAGCUCUGUACGACCCAAAAACCUUAACGGUAACAGGUUUCGAGUGCAUGACUCGCGAAUGGUCAUCCUUCACCAAGACCGUCCAUGGAGCGGCUUUCCUCGCUUCGCUAUCUCAUGUCAUCUCCAUCACAUACACGAUGGGUGAACGCAAUCGGCACGUGCUCCGCCUCUGUCACUUUAGCAAUCAAUGGAAAAUAUACCAGCUGCCUAAAUGGAUGGAGCGGGCUCCGUUGAGAAGUCUCCAGACUUUUUCAUUGCCCAUUCCGCAUAGCGCACACCGGCUUGCUGAAUGUGAGCUUAGCAGCACGGACAUGAAAGUAGAGGUUUCGACGUUCUCUGUUUCCAAAUUGUCGUCGCGCCAACGCACACUUGGAAUCAGGACGAUUCGGGAAACAAUGAGUUUUAAUGGUCCUUUGGCGCUGUCCUAUCCUGGACGGUCAUCAUCCUCUUGUAUCCUUUGUCAAGAUUGGCUGCAAGCUUGGGCCUGUGGAUUAGGAACCUGACGGGUCGUAUUAUGAGAUGACUAGUUAUUAGAUGUAUAUACUUGCUCGCCAGCGGUUUCCUACUGUUUGUACACUUCACCCAUUAUUCGGACAUGGUCAAGACUAGUUUGUUGCCUAUCAACUGCUGACAUACAGAUUCUGGAUUUUUUGUAUACUAUACAAGUUGUUGAUUAUAGAAAUAUUUCCCUUCGGAAUCAUGACGAGUCCUCCGACUCGACGCGUUGCAUUUAUGACAUAUUAUUAUUCAAGUAAAGCACAUCACCAGAGGAAUGGAAUGACGCGCGCAGGCACUCUUUGCAUGUAUGCGCGGUAUUCUGCGGCAACAGCAGCAUCC